Molecule: messenger RNA, 2658 nt
Organism: Amphimedon queenslandica
Lineage: Eukaryota; Metazoa; Porifera; Demospongiae; Haplosclerida; Niphatidae
Product: DNA topoisomerase 3-beta-1-like
Exons: 20
Coding region: 21-2570 (849 amino acids)
Biological process (GO): DNA repair; DNA recombination; DNA topological change
Cellular component (GO): nucleus
Molecular function (GO): DNA binding; DNA topoisomerase type I (single strand cut, ATP-independent) activity
Source: RefSeq, a predicted model, not a curated record
GGCUACAGCAGUGCAGCAACAUGCGUGUUCUCAUGGUCGCUGAGAAACCUUCUUUAGCGAAGUCUCUAUCAGAAAUACUCUCUCGUGGCUCUUCCUCCAGACGCAAGUCCUCCUGCAGUGCUUGUGAUGUUCACGAGUUCCAGGGGAAGCUAGCAGUGCCUGGAGGAGGGGGGCCGGGACUGGCAGCCAUGUUUAAGAUGACGUCAGUGUGUGGUCACGUGAUGUCCCUAGACUUUCAACCAAAGUACAAUAACUGGGAGACGACUGACCCUUUAUUAUUGUAUGAUGCCGAGACAAUGAAAAAGGAAGCCAUACCAUCGUUAAGAAUACCGUCCUUCCUCAGACAAGAAGGUAAAGGCGUGGAUUAUCUUGUCCUGUGGCUUGAUUGCGAUAAAGAAGGAGAGAACAUUUGUUAUGAGGUAAUAAAUGAGGUGGAGCCAGUCAUGAAACCACCAAAGACACCAAGGACUCAGACAAUUUUCCGUGCAAAGUUCUCUGCUGUUACUGAAGCUGCCAUACUUCAUGCAUUCAAUAAUUUGGGAUUUCCAAACUGGAACGAGUCUCGAUCUGUAGAUGCCCGUCAAGAGCUGGACUUGAGAGUUGGCUGCUCUUUCACUCGAUUUCAAACUAAAUUAUUUCAAUCGUUAUAUUCAGGUUUGAAUAACUCUGUCAUAUCGUAUGGCCCUUGUCAGACCCCUACCCUGGGUUUUUGUGUUGAGCGUCAUGAUGAGAUCCAGCACUUUAAACCCGAAAAGUAUUGGAAACUUGACUGCAGUGUGUCUCAUUCAAGCAGUAACCCUCUGAGCCUUCAGUGGGACAAAGAGAGAAUAUUUGAUCAUGAAGUAAUCAAGUUAUUCCAUUUAAUGCUCACCCACCACAAGAUAGCAAGUGUUGAGUCUGUGAGUGAGAAGUCUCGUUCAAAGGCUCCGCCCCUCCCGCUCCACACUGUUGAGAUGUUGAGGGCGUGUUCUUCAAGAUUACACAUCAGCCCUAAACAAGCUAUGGACAUAGCAGAGAGACUCUAUACUGAAGGUUACAUCAGUUACCCACGUACAGAGACCACCAAGUAUCCAGCUGGAUUUGAUUUCAAAUCUAUCGUUUCUGAUUUAAACAAAAAUGAACAUUUUAAAGAAUUCACAUCCCAGCUGCUAACUGGAGGCAUCAGACCACCAAGUGUUGGUAAGGACGUGGGGGACCAUCCUCCGAUUACCCCACUGAGGAACGCACCACGUGAGGCAGUCAGUGACACUCAAUGGAAAGUGUAUGAAAUGAUCACCUGCCACUUCCUAGCAACACUUUUCCCAGAUUGUAAGUACAAGCAAACGGACGUGGUGUUUUCAUUAGGAGGUGAGUCCUUUUCCUGGGCGGGGCACACUCUGAUCGACCCUGGAUUCACACUCAUUAACACCUGGCAGGCAAUAGGCUCCGUCCCUCAGACUACUGCUCAGUUCUGCAAAGGACAAAAGUGGGACAUUGUUCAAUUGGGCGUGUCUGAGCAUAUGACCACACCCCCUGGGUAUUUGACGGAAAGUGAACUGAUUAGCUUAAUGGAGAAACACGCCAUUGGAACAGAUGCUAGCAUUCCAGUUCACAUUGAGAAUAUUUGUACUCGUAAUUAUGUAUUGAUCCAAAGUGGGCGGAGACUCGUACCAACCCAACUGGGAAUAGUAUUAGUACAUGGAUACCAAAAAAUUGAUCCUGAGUUAGUGAAGCCCACAAUGAGAUCAGAAAUUGAAAAACAACUCAACGAAAUUGCUUUAGGAAAAGCUGAUUAUGAUCAAGUGUUAAGUCAUACUUUGGAUAUCUUCAGACGAAAGUUCUCAUAUUUUCGUGACAAUGUCUCCGGAAUGAAUGAGCUCUUUGAAGCAACUUUCUCUUCUGUGGCCAGCACAGCAAAACUGUUGUCAAGGUGCGGAAAGUGCUUAAGAUACAUGACGUACAUUCCAGUAAAACCACAGAGACUCCACUGCAAGCACUGUGAUGAAACUUACAGUCUACCUCAAAACGGCUCUAUUAAAUUAUACAAAGAGAUCAAGUGCCCCCUUGACGGGUUUGAAAUUGUUAUAUUCUCAGGCCCACGAGGAAAAACCUAUACAGUCUGUCCAUAUUGCUAUAGCAACCCUCCUUUCUCUACUGUCUCCAAGGGAAUGUCUUGUUCCACCUGUCCCCAUCAGUCCUGCCCUCAGGCCAUGAACCAGUUGUCCAUCGACCAUUGUCCAUCGUGUGACAAUGGGACGUUACUUCUUGAUCCAUCCUCUGGCCCGAAAUGGAAAAUGUACUGCAACAGUUUAGCCUGUCCGGUGGUCCUCCAUUGCUUUGAAGGUGUCCAUAAUGUGGAGAAGACAAUCAAUGAGUGUCCUGAAUGUGGAGCAUAUCAUGUACUGGUGGACUUUAAAAAAGACAAUACUCCGUUAAAAGGAGGAGCUACUAAACACAUCGGUUGCUAUAAUUGUGAUCCAAUUCUCUCUCCUCUCGUCCGGGGUCCUGAAUCAGGGAGACACGCCCACAGAGGAAGGGGAAGGGGUAGAGGACGAGGAAGAGGGAGGAGAGGGAGAGGAAGAAGACAUUGAUCCUGUUUUUAAAAAUUGAAUUUAUAUUCGUAAUUAAUUAGUCUAUAUGGGCGUGGUACUGGUUAUUAACUAGUUACAAAAGAUAAAA